AUGGUUGCUCCUGGAACGUCUGUAAACUGUGUUCCUUGCCAGGAAAAUUCUACAGAUAAUGCACAACCUGCAGGUGCUGCUCAGCCCGAAAAGCCAGAUCUCCUGGACCCUUCUACCUUCGUUGCACCUGCUCCUCUACCAGGGCCGAGCAUUGUCAUCGAGUUCUGUGAUAGGUGCCGCUGGUUACACCGAGCAACUUGGGUCUCCACCGAGCUGUUUCUGACGUUCCCACCGCCGGCUCUGAAAUCCGUCACAUUGAUGCCUAUGAAUGCGGAUGAAACUGCGGGACGUUUCCGGGUGUGGCUGUUUUUGGACGACCAGCCUCCCCAUCUGAUGUGGGACCGCAAAGUGGAGAGUGGUUUCCCAGAGUUGAAGGCGCUAAAACAGCGCAUUAGGGAUCAUAUUCAGCCCGGAAAAUCCUUGGGUCAUUCCGACAAGAAAUGA
Molecule: messenger RNA, 444 nt
Organism: Gloeophyllum trabeum ATCC 11539
Lineage: Eukaryota; Fungi; Basidiomycota; Agaricomycetes; Gloeophyllales; Gloeophyllaceae
Exons: 4
Coding region: 1-444 (147 amino acids)
Source: RefSeq, a predicted model, not a curated record